Messenger RNA from Symbiodinium pilosum, 528 nucleotides. The record is from the annotation of a GenBank genome assembly. Lineage: Eukaryota; Dinophyceae; Suessiales; Symbiodiniaceae.
AUGAGCCUGCAGCACUUCGUCAACGUGGCACUGGCAGUCAUUUUCGCAUCCACGGAGGGCAGGGCUGGAGAGUGCGUGUGGUACAUUAGCAACUUCAUGAUCACAGUAGUUGGAGGAUUGAUUGUCUUGACUCUUUGGAUGCGGUUUCAUCGCAUUGUCGUUGCCAAAUAUCAGAUCACUUGGCUCCAAAGUGGAGAGUAUGGAAAUCCACCUCGGAUUUCAAUUUGGCUUGCACAAACCACGUACUGGGGGUUUGUUUGCUGCUUAGAAAAAUUCACGGUGGCCGGACUUGUGAUCUACCCGUUCCACCACCGCAUCGAUUCAAUCAUUGCUCCGCUCGAGACGCCCCUGAAGCCGUACCCGAAGACGGAGCUUGUCCUUGUAAUGGUCGUUGCGCCAAGUAUUCUCAACCCCAUCUGGUCGUGGAUCAUUGACAACUUGGUCAAGGACCCGCAGUAUGGUCAUCAUGGGGAGAGAUCGCAAGAGGAGCCCCUCAAGCACUACGGAACUGUUCAGACGGACUGCUGA